Messenger RNA from Tribolium madens (black flour beetle), 1648 nucleotides. RefSeq names its product probable actin-related protein 2/3 complex subunit 2 (gene Arpc2). NCBI's taxonomy places the organism in Eukaryota, Metazoa, Arthropoda, Insecta, Coleoptera, Tenebrionidae. Gene Ontology annotation, cellular component: actin cytoskeleton; Arp2/3 protein complex. Bases 88 to 993 code for a protein of 301 amino acids. Gene Ontology annotation, molecular function: structural constituent of cytoskeleton; actin filament binding. The record is from RefSeq and is a predicted model, not a curated record. Gene Ontology annotation, biological process: actin filament polymerization; Arp2/3 complex-mediated actin nucleation. The transcript is spliced from 4 exons.
ACAGUCAGCCAGCAGCACCUCCCAUGAACAGUCAGACCUAGUAAAUGUAUUUUUUUAGUUAAAACUCACAAUUUCUAAUCAUUUAAAAUGAUUUUGCUCGAAACAAAUAAUCGGGUAGUUGAAGAGACAUUAACCGUGAAAAUAAAAAGUGCACAAGCUGGGUUAAAAAACGAGUCUAUCGACAUAACAGUGUCAGAUUUCGACGGUGUUUUGUACCACAUUUCAAACUUAAACGGAGACAAAACCAAAAUUAGGAUAAGCAUUUCCCUUAAAUUCUACAAAGAACUCCAGGAACACGGCGCCGACGAACUUCUCAAACGCGAAUAUGGACCUCUCCUCGUCGCCCCUGAAGACGGAUACAACGUCUCGAUUUUAUUUGAUCUUGAAAACAUCCCGUCUGAUUGGCCUCAAGUCAUCAAAAAAAUCGGUCUUUUGAAACGCAACUGUUUCGCCUCUGUUUUUGAGAAAUAUUUCGACUUUCAAGAAAACGGCGACGAGGGACAAAAACGGGCCGUGAUUCAUUACCGCGAUGACGAAACGAUGUAUGUUGAAGCGAAGGCGGAUCGAGUCACUGUCGUCUUUUCCACGCGUUUUCGGGACGAAGACGACGUCGUAAUUGGAAAGGUGUUUAUGCAGGAGCUCAAAGAAGGGUUGAGGGCGUCGCAUACAGCCCCUCCUGUGCUUUUCAGCCACCGGGAGCCCCCCCGAGAGCUGCAAAACACCGACGCGAAAGUUGAUAAUAACGUCGGGUACGUCACUUUUGUUCUGUUCCCGAGACAUACGGCGCGGAACACGAGGGACAACACAAUAGAUUUAAUUCACAUGUUUCGCCAUUAUCUACAUUAUCACAUCAAAUGCUCCAAGGCGUACAUUCACAGUCGGAUGAGGGCCAAGACGUCGGAUUUCCUCAAAGUUUUGAAUAGGGCCAGGCCUGAGAAUAAGUCGACAGAUAAGAAAACUAUAACAGGGAGAACUUUUGUUCGACGGGAUUGAUGUGUAUAGUACUAGUGAACUUUGCUUGUAAGAUCAGCUCAAAAAAAAGGACUAAUAACUGCCGACAAUUUAUUAAACUUAACUGUUUCAUUCAAUUUUCUCAUCAGUCAGUUCUUGCACAGCCUCUCUUGCAGUUUUAUUUAUUAAGUUAAACGGUUCAUUCAGUACUGAAUGCUACAGUUCAGUUUUUAAAACUAGUGGUGUAAUAGUGCUGAUUUGUCAGCUGGAUACUUUGUACAUACAGACUCAAUAUUUUAACUGUGCUUCCUUUGAGAUAUGGGUAAGCACAUCAUUAUUGUGAAUUAUAUAUUUCUAAUACAUUACAAAGUUUAAUUACAUAUUUUUUACCCCAUUUGUAAAUUCGUGUUUUAAGUUUUUUACUAUGUAUCCGCUUGUCGAUUUUAUUCUUCUUUGGAAUUAUUCUUUUUACUAAUGAGAAUUUAAGAAAACUUGACGCGCCAAAUAAAUUAUCUAACUUAACAUAGUUUAAUAGGUAAUAAAUAAAUUGUCAAUUUCUAUAGCAAGAUGCAAUAUUUGUAUUUCUGUAGGCAAUUGGAGGCAUUUUUCAUUUUCAUUUCAAUUUUAUAUUACAUUAAUUAUUACAGAGCAAGACACUGUUUAAUUGAAUAAUAGAAAAUAAAAUGUUAUUUUAAAA